This is a messenger RNA of Grus americana (Whooping crane), 3543 nucleotides long. RefSeq lists its product as uncharacterized. NCBI's taxonomy places the organism in Eukaryota, Metazoa, Chordata, Aves, Gruiformes, Gruidae. The record is from RefSeq and is a predicted model, not a curated record. The transcript is spliced from 2 exons. Bases 978 to 2516 code for a protein of 512 amino acids. Gene Ontology annotation, molecular function: nucleic acid binding; RNA-DNA hybrid ribonuclease activity.
UAAUUAGUUCCUAUGGCAAAGAAAGGCUGCAUUUCAUGCUGAAGAUAGUACCUAGAAACUUGAUACAUUUACAUUUGUUAAAACAUAUUACCAUGUAAAGUCCUUUUUGCAUUAAGAGUAUUUCAUGGUUUGUGUGGGUGCCCAGAAAUAUCUUCUGACUUCUGUCCUUGUUAUCAUCGAGGACAGAGAAACACUAGAAGAGUUGCCUGGGGAAGUUAUAGCAUUUCCAUCAGUGGAUGUCUUUAGGACCAAGUUACACAAAUCUCUGGACUCUUAACUCAAGGUGGAAGGAUAGAUGAGGUAACUUUUUCAGGUCCCUUCUAAGUAUUUAACUUUUUUUGUUUUUAAUGUGCAAUUUUAGUGUAAAUCUGAUUUAUUCUGAUUAUUUAUUUCUGAUUCAUCAACUGGAGAACCAGGGAGUCAUCAGCAAGACUCAUUCACCUUUUAAUAGUCCCAUAUGGCCAGUGCAAAAGUCUGAUGGAGGGUAGAGGUUAACAGUGGACUAUCGCGGCCUGAAUGAAGUGACACCACCACUGAGUACUGCUGUACCAGACAUGUUAGAGCUCCAAUAUGAACUGGAGUCAAAAGCAGCCAAGUGGUAUGCUACAAUUGACAUCGCCAAUGCAUUCUUCUCAAUUCCUUUGGCAGCUGAAUGCAGGCCAUAGUUUGCUUUCACUUGGAGAGGUGUCCAAUACACCUGGAAUCGAUUGCCCCAGGGGUGGAAGCAUAGUCCUACUAUUUGUCAUGGACUACUCCAAACUGCACUGGAAAAGGGUGGUGCCCCAGAACAUCUACAAUACAUCGAUGACAUCAUUGUGUGAGGUAAUAAGGCAGAAGAAGUAUUCAAGAAGGGAAAAAGAAUAAUUCAGAUUCUUCUGAAAGCUGGUUUUGCCAUAAAGAAAAGCAAGGUCAAGGGACCUGCACAAGAAAUCCAGUUCUUGGGAAUAAAAUGGCAGGAUGGACGCCGUCAUGUGCCUAUGGAUGUGGUCAACAAGAUAGCAGCUAUGUCUCCACCAGCUAACAAGAAGGAGACACAAGCCUUCCUGGGCCUUGUGGGGUUCUGGAGAAUGCAUAUUCCAGGUUAUAGUCAGCUUGUGAGCCCUCUCUAUCGAGUAACCCGGAAAAAGAACUAUUUUGAAUGGGGCCUUGAGCAACAACAAGCCUUUGAGCAUAUCAAACAGGAAAUAGCUCGUGCUGUAGCUCUUGGGCCUGUCCGAACAGGACCAACUGUACAAAAUGUACUCUACACUGCAGCUGGGGAGCAUGGCCUUACCUGGAGCCUCUGGCAGAAAACAGCAGGAGAAACCCAAGGUCGACCAUUAGGGUUUUGGAGCCGGGGGUAUCGAGGAUCAGAAGCCCACUACACCCGAACUGAAAAAGAGAUCCUAGCAGCCUAUGAAGGGAUUCGAGCUGCUUCAGAAGUUGUUGGUACAGAAGCAUCUCUCCUCUUGGCACCGCGAUUGCCUGUGCUACACUGGAUGUUCAAAGGAAACAUGCCCUCUACACAUCACGCAACCAGCACUACAUGGAGUAAGUGGGUAGCACUAAUCACGCAGCGAGCUCGACUAGGGAAACCCAAUCACCCAGGAAUCCUGGAAGAGAUUAUGGACUGGCCAGAAGGAAACCAUCGGAAGUGGAAAGCUGCUGUAUGGAGUCCCACACGACAAGUCGUUGAGGCCACUGAAGGAGAAGGUGAGUCAAGUCAGUUCGCAGAAGUGAAAGCCAUUCAGCUAGCCCUAAAGAUUGCUGAACGAGAAAAGUGGCCAGUACUCUGUCUCUAUACUGACUCCUGGAUGAUGGCAAAUGCCCUGUGGGGGUGGCUACAGCAGUGGAAGAAGACCAAUUGGCAGCGCAGGGGUAAACCCAUCUGGGCUGCUGCAUUGUGGCAGGACAUCACUGCCCGAGUAGAAAACAUGGCUGUGAAGGUACGUCAUGUAGAUGCUCACGUACCCAAAAGCUGUGCCACUGAAGAACAUCAAAACAAUCAACAGGUAGACAAGGCUGCCAAAAUUGAAGUAGCUCAAGUGGACCUGGACUGGGAGCGUAAGGGUGAGCUAUUUGUAGCUCGAUGGGCCCAUGAAACAUCAGGACAUCUAGGGAGAGAUGCAACAUACAGAUGGGCUCGUGAUCGAGGGGUGGACCUGACCAUGGAGGCCAUCACACAAGUCACUCAUGAAUGUGAAAUAUGUGCUGCAAUCAAGCGAGCGACACGAGUAAAAUCUCCCUGGAAUAGAGGGCGGUGGCUGGGUUUUCGAUACGGUGAGGCCUGGCAGAUUGACUAUAUUGGGCCACUGUGUUCGGGUGUGAAGUCCCAGGCUAUAGGAGGUGAUAAUCGCCCUAGGAACCUGCCCAAAUCCUUCCAUACACCCUGCCACCCAGGGACCGGCUGCCUCAGGGCACGUUUCACUAUUGCUUCACUCAAAAGUUGUCUCCCCUUAAACCAGGACGAAACCAAACUCCACAACACCCGUAAUAUGCCAGCAGUAUUAAUUAGUAAUAUUAAUGAGCUUACAUAAGGGUGAACAAGGACCUUGGGAGCCUGCAUAAUGAAACCAUCCACAUGAAACGCAGGUAGAGAGAGAGAGAUGUAUUCCCCCAUCAUCUCCACAAGAUAGCUCCCCCAGCACAGCAAUAGCAACGAUGCCAGGGCCAUGCACAUAACCAUUGUUUGUACUAGCAUGCUCCCAAGUUCCUUCAUCCUCCCCACAAAAUAGCUCCCCCAGUACAGUAAGAUCAUCAACACCAGGCCAAAGCACAGAGCAGCCAUUGUUUGUAUCAGCAUGUUCCUAAAUUUAGCAAAAUAGAGAUAAGCAGCACAGCUAACAAACCCGGUGACCUGCACAGGAGCUUGCAACUUAAUAACUACUAUAGCUGUAGCACCCUUAAUACUAAACUGCCUUUGUCGUGCCCCACAUUGGGCGCCAAAAAGGACUGUGGUGGGUUGAGCCUGGCUGGGGGGCCAGGUGCCCACCAGAGCCGCUCUAUCACUCCCCUCUUCAGUAAGGCAGGGAGGGGAGAAAGGAGGAUGGAAGAAAAACAACCCCAAACUUGUGGGUCAAGAUAAAGGCAGUUUAAUGUAGCUAAAGCAAAAAAGCCGCGCGCGGAAGCAAAGCAAAAAGCAAAAGAUUAUUCUCUACUUCCCAUCAGCAGGUGAUGUCCGGCCACUUCCUGGGAAGUAGGGCUUCAGUAUGCGUACCCCUUACCCCGGAAGACAAACAUUGUAAAAAAAAAAACAACGAAUGCCCCCACCCUGUUCCUCCCCCUAUUCUCAGUUUCUUAUUGCUGAGCAGACAUCAUAUGGUAUGGAAUAUCCCUUUGGUCAGUUUGGGUCAGCUGUCUUAGCUGUGUCCCCUCCCAAGAUCUUGCCUACCCCCAGCCUGCUGCUGGGGAAAAAGAAAUGUUGGAAAGACAGCCUUGAUGUGUGCUGGCACUACUCAGUAGUAGCCAAAACACUGGUAUGUUAUCAACAGUUUGCUAGCUACCAAUACACAGCACAGCACCAUGAGGGCUGCUGUGGGGAGAAUUAACUCCAUCUCAGCCAGA